AUGCUGCCAGACUCAACUCAAGCACCACACGCUGCUCUGGCUGCAAGCCGCGUCGCAUCGCCGUACCUCCCUGCAGCCUCCGCUGGACUCUUUGCUCCUCCUCCACACUCGGCUCUCUUUGAUCCUUCCAGCCAAACACAGCAUCAGCACAUUCAGCCUCCAUCUCAACCACACUGCAACUUUGCCAUCCAGGACGCUUCGUUCCAGCAGAGCACCUUUCCUGAUUUCUCAGCUCCAUCGCACCAAGCUACCUACCGCGUAGCUGCCAUUCCACGUACUCCCCAGCCGCUCGACUACAGCGGUCCCUAUCAGCCGCUCGACCAGCACAUUCAGCAGCAGCCCCCGCCGCCGCAAUCGGUGCCAUUUCACCCACACCUCUACGCCUCAAACUCGUACGCAGCCUUGUCAGGCCCUCCGUCAGCAGCCCCUUUUGCACCCGACAUGUCCUCGCAAGCAUAUACACGCUCGGAUAUGGGCAUCAUGUCAAACAAUCUCGGCGUGCCCAUGAUGCGCUACGCCUCUUUCCCCAUCUCUGCCGACGACAUGUCGCGUGCAGGCCCUUCCAACGGCCCUCCCGGCCCCAUGACUCAGCAGGACAUCGACAAUCUACUCGCCCUCUCGCGUGCCCAGGCUGGCACCAACUGCGAUCUGAGCGCAUUCCCGUGCACCUACUGUGACAAGGUCUACACUGGCAAACACGCCCGCAGCAUCUGGCGUCGACAUCUUCAGGACAAGCACAACAUCCCUCUGAGCGCCCAGCCUCGUCGUACUCGUUGGGACGGCGACGUCAAUCGUCCAAAGAAUGCCGAAGAGCGUCGCGCACGAAUGCUCGAGAGCAAACGUCGAUGGGCCAGAAAGAAGCGUCUCCAAGAGAAGCAGGCCGCUCAAGGCAGCAAGUCGGGCGGUAGCAACACCCCCAUGCCCGACGAAACGGACGAGGACGAUGCCGACGACGGUGCCGACGACGGUGCCGACGAUGGUGCCGACGCCGAUGUUUCCAACAUGUCGAUCAACUUCUCACGAGACGUCGACACCGACGCCGAUGACUCUUUGUCCUUUCACCAUUCUCGGGCUCGAUCUCAAAAUCAAGCUGCUAGACGACUUUCACUCAAGCCACACGAUGCUGCACAGCCGCUCCCUUCUCCUCAAGCUCAGUUCUUUGCCUCGCAAGAAGAUUUCGGACGCUCUGCGCAGAGACAGCCACUGGCUCCCUCCACCGCAUACAAUGUUGCGGGUCCAAGUACCUUGGCGCCUCAACACCCGACUCAGCUGCCUUUGGCAUCACGCGGUUCACAUGAGGCGCCGUUAAGCACCGCCUUGUACUCGAACUCGCCCUUGCGUCGCAGUGGUCUCGCCCUUGCUCCUGUCUCGCAAAAUGAAGCUGGUCUACCGCUGCUUUCCAACCCCAACACAAGCUUGAGCUCGAGCAGCAGUGACUACUCACAUCCCAAUUCGGCCAGUUUCUUCCAGGACAGCUUUACCGGCAACACGAGCAACUCGGGCAGCGACUCUGUUAAUACUUCAAUCGACACUCCUGCUACCAACUGGCCUCCUCUACCUUCUCUUGACGGUGGCGCGGACAAAGCUACCAUUGGCAGCGCCAUGGAAACGCAUACUGCGACCGAGGCACCACCUCGCCCGCCAAAGGGAGACACUCGUGACGCAGCCAUCCAGCUCUUGGCACUUCGAUCUAGCUCCAACUCGCCCACAGAUGACCGCGAGAUGAGCCUGAGACGAAGAGACGCCAUCGAGGACGCUCCCUGGAGCUCGACGCCGAGCCGAGGCAAAGCAAUGGCAUCAGAGCACGGAGCGCUCACCGCCUUGUCGUGCUCGGCAGCGGCAGAGACACGCCGAAAGGGUGGUGCUAUCGACGAUGUCGGUCUGAGCCCAUCGCCAGUUUCGCGCACGCUCGCCGCAUCCGGAGCAAAUGCGGUGCGAACAUUGCCUGUUACUACACCGGCAUCUGUAGGUCGUGGCGGCGACAACCCGUUCAGCCUGGACAAACACAAGAUUUCGCCGUACCGAAAGCUCAGCUAUUCGGGCGCGCCUGUCUCGCCCGUUGCCUCGCCAACCCAUUUCGCUUUCGGCGUGAAUUUGGCCAAGAGCCUUUCGACUUCGAGCUCGACCUCGACAGCGGACGCGCACGUGGUCAAGCUGCCCCCUCUUGUCAGCACUCCCAUUCGACCAUCGUCGCAAGGUGUUCAUGCCGACGGCGAGACAGUGACAGAGCGUAUCAAGGUCGAAUCACUGCCUCCUUUGCUGGGCUCGGCGAGCAAGAAAGCGAUCGGCGGCACGGGGGCUCCCAACAUGUCGACGCCCUUUUCAAAGCCCAUGUCUGGUCUUGGCUUUUCCGCGCUGCGACGCGGCGGUGCAGGCACCACUGCCAACGCCCACGUCGCUUGCGCCGCUUCUUCGGUGCGACCCUCGCCUUCUCGUAACCACUCGGAUGAUCAGUUCAGCUCUCCACAACACCUCAACCUGACCGAGAGUUUGGGACUGGCGCCGCACUCGAUCUCGCGCACUUCGUCGUACGCUUCUGGAUGCUAUUCUUCGUCGCUGGGACUGACUCCGAGCGUUGCCAAUAUCUCGGCUGGCUUGAUUUCAGCCACACCAUUCCAUUCUGGUCUGGGUGCGCUGAGUGGGCUAGGUAGCUUCACGCCUUUGUCUACGAUCAAGGUGGCUGGCUUUUGGCCAGAAUCCACACGCAAGUCGGCUACCAAGGGCGUUGUGCUCGAUGCAUCUUGCAACACCAACAACUCGCCCACAGUGUACAAGUGCAGCUCGUCGCAUGCUUCGCGAACAUCGGCUUCACGCAGCAGCAGCAAACGCAAGCUGUCGGCGCUGCGCAAGCGCACCACGAGCCAGUCUCGCACCGCUUCGCCAGUGGGCGGCACGGGCGACAUCUUUGACUCGAACUACCACAAGAACAGUGUUGGUGGCAAGGAGCUCAGCAGCGACGAUACGUUUGGCGAUGAGGAUGAUGAGGAAAAUCUGAUCGGUGCGUUGGAUACGCCCAGCAGGCCGGCAGUGAUGAGGAAGCUUGCGCGAACCAAGAGUGCCGCCGAGGGCGAGAAUCUGUCUAGGUCACCGUUGCGCGUCAUUGGGAUGAAUCAGUGA
Molecule: messenger RNA, 3117 nt
Organism: Mycosarcoma maydis (corn smut)
Lineage: Eukaryota; Fungi; Basidiomycota; Ustilaginomycetes; Ustilaginales
Exons: 1
Coding region: 1-3117 (1038 amino acids)
Source: RefSeq, a predicted model, not a curated record